Messenger RNA from Leptomonas pyrrhocoris, 1497 nucleotides. RefSeq lists its product as hypothetical. Gene Ontology annotation, molecular function: zinc ion binding; nucleic acid binding. NCBI's taxonomy places the organism in Eukaryota, Euglenozoa, Kinetoplastea, Trypanosomatida, Trypanosomatidae. The record is from RefSeq and is a predicted model, not a curated record. The transcript has a single exon. The coding region runs from base 175 to 1497 and encodes 440 amino acids.
GGCUUUAUCGCAGAUCGACACGCACUAAUAAAAAAGGCGGCUGAAAGAGCGAGAGAGGGGAGCGACUCGUGACGCGUCACACACCACAUCAUUCUCGCGCCGCAUCGCACCCGUCUUUUUUUUUGUUGUUUCUACUAGAAGGACGAAGUGCAAUCCAUCACGUCGGGCAGGAGGAUGCCAGCACACCACCACCCCGCCACCGCUACCACCAUGACGGCGACCACGACAACAGCACCGUCUUUUCUCGUCUACCCGCUGCCCAGCAUCGCUGAUGAGACGUUCUUGCAGUUGAUCUUCCGCAGUAAGAUGCGGCGCAGCCUCUUUUUUGGGUUUGGACGCGGUCGCGUGGCGGUGGUGGAGUUGGCGGACACGGACACCGCACAAGAGGUGGAGAAGGUGCUCAAGGAAGCCGCUGCCGCCGCUGCUGCUGCCUCCACCGCCCAGCAUGGGCCGUCUCGGCACGAGGAUGGGACCGUAGCGAGCGGCGUGCCACAAGAACAGCAACGACAGACGGCGGAGGAGGCGGAGGAGGCGGAGGAGGCGGACAUCGCGAAUUUAGAUGGGCUGACGCUGGCGGAUGUGUUUGCGAUCCCUCCAUCCUCCGCUGCGGAAGCCUCCGCCGCAGCGGCGACGGAGAAGCCGGUGAACGCGUCAACCGACUUCUGUCACCUCCCUUUUCUCGUCUUUCGCGGCCGACCGGUGCACGUGGUGGUCAGCGGCGUACGAGUGGACGACUUCUACGCCAGCGGUGGCAUCGUGCCGGAGAAGCACGAGAACAAAGAAGAUCGAAGCAGCACCAAGAAGAAAUCGAAGAAAGUCCGAGCGGCAACGGCGGCCGUUGGUGGUGGUGAUGGUGGUGGUGGUGGUCGGCGUGAACGCAGCGCAGGCGAACAACCGCAGCAAACAUCCUCCGCUGUGGUGCAGGCCGCUGCCACUGCGGCGGCGGCGCACAAGUAUCCAAAGAACGCCUGUCAGCGGUGUGGCAGCCUCAGCCACUUCACUCGACACUGCGAUGGGUCUGGUGCGGCGACGACGGCCACCACAGGGCCAGCGACAGAAGAAGGAGACGAGGAAACGGCGGCGACGACGCAGGAGAAGUUUGGCGCAGCGGCGGCGGCGAAGGUGCCGCCAACACCGCGGCCUUCGCCAGCGUCGUCGUCCGCCCCCGCUGCGCAGGCGCGGUUCCCGAAGAACUGCUGCCAAAAAUGCGGCAGCGCGAACCACUUUACGCGUCACUGCGACGGCGCGGGAACUGCGGCACCGGCCGCGGAAGAUGCAGCACCGCGCAAAAGGCCGCACGUCGAUGACGCUCCUCCGCCGUUGAGCAGCGCUGGCGGGAAGACGCGUGAAGCCGUCGUCGUCGGCAGCGUGGCUGCUGAUGCCGCGGUGGUGGUGGCCACGCAGAAGCCAACGGUGAUGCAUCGUGCGUCGAAGGACCUGUGUAAGUUCUGCGGCUCCGACGCGCACUUGUCUCGUCACUGCCCGAACAAGAAGUAA